CGUGCUGUUGCCGCCGACCUCGCUAGCCACGGCCAACGCCGCCGCCGGCGCCGCGCCGCGCCGCGCCGCACGCCGUGGUGGGGGAGAGAGAGGAGACAGGGCGAGGGGGUGGGGGGAGGAGUGUGAUUCGGAGGGAUGACGAAGCGGGGGCGCUCGGCGGCGGGGGAGGCGCUGGCCUCGCCGGUCAACAGCCUGGACGACGGCUGCCUCAUGCACAUCUUCAGCUUCCUCAGCCCAAUCCCAGAUAGGUAUAACACCGCCCUCGUUUGCCACAGAUGGCGCUUCCUUGCAUGCCAUCCUCGGUUAUGGUUGCGUGUUGAGAGGCCAAUCAGAAAUAUAAUCGAGCCAGGAGUUUAUCCCAAUCUCGAGGCUGCUGUUUCUGCAGCUAGGCCUGGGGAUACUAUUCUAAUUGCUGCUGGUGGCACACAUGUUGCAUGUAAUAUCCAAAUAAAGAAGCCCCUUUGCAUUAUUGGUGGGGGCGAGCUUCCUGACGACACAGUAUUAACAUGUUCCCGUGGCUCUGACAAUGCAUUGGAGUUCCUUUCCACCUGCAAGAUUGUGAAUCUCACUAUUAGAGCAGAGCUUGGGUGCUGUUUGCUUCAUCGGAGUGGUAGAUUAACCAUUGAGGAGUGCUUGCUCCAGUGUGAGCAAAACCCUCUGGACUAUUUGUCCUUUCCUAUAAUUAGCACUGCGAUUGAGUACAAUUCGUUCCCAUCACUCAAGGAACAAGGGCAUGGUGUAACCGUUGUUCGCACCCGCAUUGAGGGGGGUGCGAAGGCCGUCAGAACUAAUGGAACGCUAGCGCUGCAGCGCGUGCGAGCCAUCUAUUCUCGCAGCUCUGUUUUCUUCUGGUUUGAAGUAGGAGAAAAGUAGGAUUCCUGUAAACAAGGCCCUCAAAUCUGUAUCUGUAUCAACUCCUUCAUUGCCUGCCUCCUGUUUGUUGUAAGUUCUAACAUAUGGUAAAUGUUUGAUAUUUGAAUCAGCGUGGACAUGUUGCUUGUUACUACAAUUUAACUGCGCAAAAUUUGGUAAAUUCAUAAUCAGUCGAGUUGUUACAGAUUAAAUUUACCCUACUUCUUGGAUCGGCAGCACAGUUUAUUGAUUGGCCGUUUGUAAUGAUCUUCACGUCCUAUUGUCGUUAAUUUGAACAAAGGACAAGGUGGGGACCCUAUCUGACACUAACUGCUAAAUUAACUUCGAC
Molecule: messenger RNA, 1201 nt
Organism: Oryza brachyantha (malo sina)
Lineage: Eukaryota; Viridiplantae; Streptophyta; Magnoliopsida; Poales; Poaceae
Product: F-box protein SKIP5
Exons: 5
Coding region: 136-873 (245 amino acids)
Molecular function (GO): protein binding
Source: RefSeq, a predicted model, not a curated record